CACUCGUUUGGCUCGUUUGAGAUGAGCGAGAACGACGGAGACCUGCGCAAUUGCGACCGCCGUCUUGCUAGUGCUUUGCAUGAAGGUUAGUAAAUAUUGUCCUACUUGCUCACUUGCUCUCUGGAGGCUCGACUGCAUGAGACGUUGAAAUCUCGCGGGACAAAGACGCCGGCAGCCUUGACAGGCGAGCUUUUUGAGACCUCCCCCAGUUUCAAUCGGCUAUAUUCGUCUACUUUCGAGGCGAGCCGCAGCUCAUCUCAAACAAGCCUAGUGACUCCUGCUCUACCGCUGGUGAUUGGAAGAAAAUCUAGCUUAUCAAAGUAGGCCUAACGAUCCAAAGGCGGGAACUCACUUCUUCCAGCGAAUCAUGGGGCGAGGAGUGUUUGAUUGACGGUCAUGGUUUUAACCGUUGGCGUGCUGGUGGAGGGGGAGGUACAUUGCUGCUAGACGACCUACCAACUUCAUGCCCAUCGUUUCUCUAGACAUUACGGUCAGUCAUGCCACUGCAGGCCUUCUCCUCCACUUUUGCUGAAACUCGAUUCUUCAGAGCUGGUAGUUUUAUCUACAAGAUCAAGAUAAGAGGAGGCUGCAGCUUCAGGGGAGAAGAGGUCAUGGGAGGAAACUGCUUCAAUCAGGAACUGGAGGAAAUUAUCAGAACGGUUCUUGGCAACCUGGACAGUCUCCAACCCUUCUUUAGUGCCCACUUCAAUAUCUUCCCCUAUCAAAAGCGGUGGGAAGGGGCGCGUCAGGUGGUGCCCAAACACGGUGACAGGAAGCUGGCAGCCUACCCCUACUGCCUGACCCUCUACCUGGAGAAAAACAUGCAGCAUGAGGAAGCAAAGCAAGCAGAGGAGAAGCUGAGCUCAGAGAAAGACGCUGCUGUUUCUGAGCCCCGGUCAAAGCGCUGUAGAAGAUGUUCACCACUAGAGGGGGCCAUACUAAAGGACUUAAACCAGGAUUUUGAGACUAUAAGCAAGGCUUCUGCGGUCGGCAUGCUCCCUCUGGAUCGUCCACAUACACUCAGAGAUGCAAAAGAAGAUGCAGGAUGCUUUGAUGAGAGAAAGGACGCACCACAGCAGAAACCAGGUGUCACAGUGAAAGGAAGUGGGACUCCAGGUGAAGUGCAUUCUGGGACAAUAGAGCCCAUGGAAGACGAUGAGGAAGAAGUAGAUGAAGAGUCUGACCCUGGGACCCCUGAGAGGCCAGGCUUUCUGAGUCGACUAGCCAGCCAUGUCUUCCCCUUCUCCCUGCUCUUUGGAGACCCCUGAGGGCCACGGCACGGAGACAGGAGCUGAUGGGGAAUGAAGCGGAAACUCGCCGGGGUUUGUUUAGUUCAAGUUCUGCACAGAGAACUCAGGAUUUGUUUUUUCAGGAACAUUUUAAUCGGCCUGUUUGUCUCCCUGUAUCCUCUUUGAAUAAUCUGUUAUAUAAGGGUCAUUAUUAAUCAUUCCUAUUGUUCAGACUUAUGUAAGAUUUUCUAAUUUAUUUAUAUAUCUUAAGUAUAUUUUAAUAAAACUAGUUCUUUAUGAGAGUUUUCUGUUGCAGCUUCUUAUCGAUUAACUUUCAUGAACUCCGACCCCCCUCCAAAUCUAACAAAAGAGCAGCAUGUCUUUUAUUUCUUAAGUUCUGUUAGAUUUAAAUUGCCUUCAUGAUCUGCGGCCUCAUUUGCAUCUGAUCUCUUUUUUCUUUGCCUACUGUUACGUUCCCUCCAAAGCUAGGGCUACGAAGGGAAGUAACAACACCAAACAAUAACCGGCCGAGAGGAAACUGAUCUCUGAAGCCAUAAGCAGGUCUUUUCAUUAACGCAAAGAAAAAGGGCUCACCAGCCAACUUGCAAAACAAAUCUAGAUAAAAAAAUAUAUACUGGAGACAUGGACACCACGCUGCACACAUCCAGCCAGGGGAGAAGGGGAGAGCGACUGCAACCUUCCUCCUGUCCUAUAUGGAGGCCCUGAUUGGAGAUUGGGAGCACCUGGGGAGAGGCUGCACCUGGGGAGAGGCUGCACCUGGGGAGAGGCUGCACCUGGGGAAAUCAGAGGGAGAGAGAAAGACACCCACACAAAAGCACCAACUGCGGCACGUAACACCUACACACUGCUUUAAUGAUGUUUUAUGUUAAGCAAGAGUUUGUUAUGAAUAAUGUACCAGUUUAAUUCAUCUAACUUAUCUUUCAUAGGAGUGCGUUGGGUGUUUAAUUCACGUUAGCACAUUCCACAUUCCCGCUUAUUUCCACUCUCGUGUGUGUGUGUGUGUGUGUGUGUGUGUGU
Molecule: messenger RNA, 2267 nt
Organism: Gymnodraco acuticeps
Lineage: Eukaryota; Metazoa; Chordata; Actinopteri; Perciformes; Bathydraconidae
Product: membrane-anchored junction protein
Exons: 10
Coding region: 498-1268 (256 amino acids)
Biological process (GO): meiotic attachment of telomere to nuclear envelope; homologous chromosome pairing at meiosis
Cellular component (GO): nuclear inner membrane
Molecular function (GO): DNA binding
Source: RefSeq, a predicted model, not a curated record